AUGAACCUUUCAUUGGUGCUUCUAUCUGCCUUUCUGCUGCCGGUGUACGCAGUCGGUGCCCCUGGGCUAACCGUACAGACGCAACAAGGCCCCGUCGUAGGGACUCUUGUUGUGCCUACUGUACGACAGUUCUUGGGUAUACCUUAUGCUACUGCCGAUAGAUGGAAACCCCCUCAUCUCCCUGCUGUUCGGAAAGGCGUCUUCCAAGCCACAAAGUUCGGCGACUCUUGUAUCCAGGAGCUCAGUCCACCAAAUGUGGAGUUCUUGAAGCUUGCUGGUGGGCUGGGGAUUAAUGUCACCUCUUCAGAAGACUGUAUGAGCGUCAACAUAUGGGCACCUAGUGUGGAGAGGAAGCAGAAAACGUCAGUGAUGAUAUGGAUAUAUGGAGGUGGCUUCGUCUUCGGAACGUCCCUCUGCAACAUGAUACUGACAAUCGACGCUGAAAAGAGUAAUAUACCUGUGUAUGACGGGCAGAACUUUGUACGAGACAAUGAUGAUGUUACCAUUGUGACUUUCAAUUACCGCACGAAUAUCUUUGGGCAACCAAAUGCCCCACAGUUGGGGAAAGACAACCUCAAUUUUGGCCUCCUUGAUAUUGACGCUGCUGUUCAAUGGGUCCAUGCAAACAUCGCUAACUUCGGAGGCGAUCCGGAUCGAAUUAUUCUCUUCGGCCAAAGUGCAGGAGCGGCGGCAACCGAUGCGUAUACAUUUGCCCAUCCCAAUGACACCAUUGUCAAAGGCAAGUAUCGGCAAGCACGUAUUUUAGCAAUUACCCUAUCUGACCUUACCAUCCAAGGUGUCAUACAAGAGUCCGGAAGCAUAUCUGGUUCUGGUGUUCUGGUCAUAGCGUCUACCUCUGCCAACCAGAGCGCAUGGAAUACAGUUGCAGCAUCCGUAGGUUGUGGCCAAGCUCCGACCCCCAGCCAAUUUGCAUGCAUGCAGAAAACCGAAGCGAAUACUCUAGAAAAUGCCGUAGUCAGUACAGGUGCAACUUUUAAUCUUGUAAUUGACAACACCACCAUCUUCGCGGAUACCAAUGCACGCGCCGCGAAUGGUCAAUUCCUCCACGUACCUCUGCUCGGCGGAACUGCUGCAAAUGAAGACGAUAUCUUCAUCGUUGCACAAGAGUUAGUGACGGCGGGGAUUGUUAUUCCGUCGGUCACAGAAAUGCUGUCAGACGUUGAGACGCUUCUCGGAUUUACGUGCCCGGCUGGAGUCACAGCUCUACAUCGUAUCAACGCGAACGUUCCCACUUGGAGAUAUCAACAUCAAGCCGUGUUUCCGGAUAUCUCGACACGUCCGGACCUGCGCGCUUAUCACGCUUCCGAGAUACCCUUGGUCUUUGGAACCUACAAUGUCAGCGAUAUUCCUGCAACACAGGAAGAAGUAGCUCUGUCUCGAUACAUACAAAGUGCAUGGGUGGCUUUCGCUCGUAAUCCUGCGCAAGGCUUGCUUGACUUCGGAUGGCCAAUGUACAACCCAAACACGACCAGCCUGGCACAACUAGGAAACGCCGCGAACCAAACCGGAGUGGUUUUCACACAAGGAAACUUGGUCGAUUUUGCUUGUGGUAACCAGGCUGCACUAAUCGAAAUCCAGAAUCAACUCUUGGGCAUCUUAGGAGCCUGA
Molecule: messenger RNA, 1629 nt
Organism: Psilocybe cubensis
Lineage: Eukaryota; Fungi; Basidiomycota; Agaricomycetes; Agaricales; Agrocybaceae
Exons: 7
Coding region: 1-1629 (542 amino acids)
Source: RefSeq, a predicted model, not a curated record